CUUGUAUCGCAUGGCCAACGUCAAUUGAGCUUGAGUCGUCAACAUUGCCUCCAGAUUUGGGCAGUCAAGACAAGGAGAUCUUGCCUUUUCAUCAUGACGAAGGAUCCGCAAUCGGCCCCUGCGGCCGCGACCGACCAGCUCAUCGACAACGUCGCCAAGAAAAGAGCUGGCCCAAGCGGUGCCAACGCUGGCGCAGACAGGAUACCCGCUCCCCCUCUUGUUCACAUUCGGAACCCGUGGCUCGAGGAACUUACAGUGCGGAUUCGAAGCAGGCCAAUUCCGUGGGAAGGGUACCAGCGUGCCGAUCUUGUCAGCGCCGAGGAGCUCAAGCUGAUCAAGAAAGUGGACGCAAAGGGUAACGCAGCUGGCAGACCGGGGAACGGUGAACCUGCAAAGAUUGCGGACAAUGACGCUUCCGAGUAUGCUCUGCUCUACCUGAGGCUCUUGGCCAAACUGUCACGCACCGACACUUUGCAACAGAUUCUCGUUCUAAUCGGCGACAUGCUAGUAGAAAGGGAUGACAGAGCACAUUAUUUCGUUCACGCAUCACAGCAAGCUUCAGCUGCGGGUGUAGACAACAUCCAUGGCUCACAACAGACCGUUACAAGUGCACUUCCGUGGGGGCCUUUCUUAAAGCUUCUCGAUGCGCAAGACGAAUUCGUGCAGCUGAAAUCAGCGCAAUUCCUCGUCCUUCUCCUCAUUUCGGAUAAAACCGACAGCGCACCGUCAGCUGCUCUUCCACGGCUGACCACUUUCCUGUCCACAUUGAUCAACGCACACCCCCUGUCGUCAUCGAGUUCAUCCUCCACGCUGGCGCCUCCCAACAUGAGUGCUGCUGGGUACGCUGAGGGGAAUGGUGCGGAUAUUGCAAUUCAGCUCUUUGAAUCCCUCUUGCGAUCACCAAAGCACCGACGCCAGAUCUGGGAAGAAGAGCUGCGCGUCCAAGGUCAGGAAGCACCUGAUAAGCUGACAGACAAGGAUUCGACGCUUGAACUAAAGCGAGACAGCCUGAUCUAUGGCCUGUUGAACCUUCUCCGCACCAGCAGCUCUGCGGGCAACUCUGUGGCUUCGGCUGCCGGCUCGAAACCGGGAUCUGGCACGGCGACGCCGAGCAGAGCUGGCCGCAACGGCACCGUGGGCGAGGUCUUGGUUGCGGGAUCUACCACUGCAGCAGCCGCAACGGCGAGUGGCACCAGAACGCCUGUAUCAGGGCAGGUCGGUCCCCAGCUGCAGUACCAGUCCAUCUUCUGCCUUUGGCUGCUCAGCUUCGAUGACGAGGUUGCCGAGAAGCUCAAUAUCAUAUUCCCCGUCGUGGCAACUUUGACAGAGGUGGCGAAAAGCGCAAUCAAAGAAAAGGUCAUCCGCGUAAUCGUCGCGACAUUCCGGAAUCUGUUGCAAAAGGCGUCAGCGGCAAACGCGCCGGCCCUUCUCGGAUCGAAGGUCUUGCCGUUGGCAGAGUCGCUUACAGCUCGCAAGUGGAGUGACGAAGAGAUCAACGAGGACCUUGACUACAUUGUUGAGGAGCUGAACACCAAGUUGCAGAAUAUGAGCACAUACGAAGUUUACCUUUCUGAACUCGCCUCUGGUCAGCUAACUUGGGAGAGUCCAGUGCAUGAGCUGGACGAGUUCUGGAGGGCUAACACGUCCAAGUUGCUCGAGAACGAUGCUGAGCAACUCAAGCGGCUCAUCACAAUUCUUAAGGAGAGCGAAGACCCUGUCACGCUCUCUGUAGUGUGCAGUGAUCUGGGCAAGAUUAUCUCAUUCAGCGAGACUGCAAAGAAGUUUGUCAAUGAGUCGAGCGCUAAAGUACGGAUUAUGGAGCUAAUCAGCCACCAAGAUUCAGACGUCAAAUUUAGAGCUCUCAAUACCGUCUCGAAACUCAUCAGCGCAUCGUGGCGGUGAAAGCGUGGGUCCUCGCAGCCAUUCAAUGACAUACUUUGGCUGCACGGACGCGUUCCCACGUUCGAUUUGCGCCUUGGAGCUUGCCGGUCUUUCUGUAUUCUUAGCCUCUUGCGAUGCCAUGGC
Messenger RNA from Tilletiaria anomala UBC 951, 2025 nucleotides. Its product is annotated as ARM repeat-containing protein. Gene Ontology annotation, biological process: proton transmembrane transport. The transcript has 7 exons. Gene Ontology annotation, cellular component: vacuolar proton-transporting V-type ATPase, V1 domain; fungal-type vacuole membrane. Bases 94 to 1902 code for a protein of 602 amino acids. Gene Ontology annotation, molecular function: proton-transporting ATPase activity, rotational mechanism. NCBI's taxonomy places the organism in Eukaryota, Fungi, Basidiomycota, Exobasidiomycetes, Georgefischeriales, Tilletiariaceae. The record is from RefSeq and is a predicted model, not a curated record.